Molecule: messenger RNA, 5030 nt
Organism: Phasianus colchicus (ring-necked pheasant)
Lineage: Eukaryota; Metazoa; Chordata; Aves; Galliformes; Phasianidae
Molecular function (GO): calcium ion binding
Source: RefSeq, a predicted model, not a curated record
CAGCUGGUCCUCAUUCAUGACAAACUAAUUGUUAUCAGGGGUACCUGGGCAAUGUAUGGGUGCAUAUAUUGGCAAGAUGGCGGAGUAAAUACUCCACCUGGGAGAAGCUUGCUGGGUUGUUUAAAGGAGGAAGUGAUAGUUUAGGAGGCAUUUGGGCCUGGUUUUAAUGUUGUGAGCCUCUACCAUGAAGCUUUUAGACCUUCUGGUGUUCCUGCUCCUGGUGUCCUUGGUAUGGAGACCUGUAUCAGGGCUGCUGCAUCCUGACUGUAGGGCUGUGGGGGCAUGCAAGUCCUACUCAGAACAUCAGGAUGCUAAAGCAGGGUCAGCGUUUCCUUGGAUAUUGGCAUAUGUGCCCAUGAGAAGCUGCCACAGAGUCUUGAGGGGCACAUAUGGGGAGUUUUCUCCUCCAGAGUAUCGCAGUGAUUCCCCGUUCAACUUGUGGUGUAACUGGACAAUCUGGGCAGGCUCCAGGAAGCAUAUCAUAAUUUAUAUUCAAGGCUUUAUCACACAGGAGGAUUGUAACAGAAAUAAAGACAAAAUCCUCUUUGAAGGAGUUUCUUCACUGGUGGAAAAUGAUGUAGUUUAUGCUUGCUGGAAGAAGGAGAUGCAAGUUUUUGCCACCUUUGCUCAGGCUGUGCAUGUUGUGUUGCUGAAGAGGUACUUGCCAAAUUGCAGAGACACCCAGUUUAAAGGCAAGUAUUACAUCUUCCAGCACCAGGAACACGAAUCUCCCUCCAGAGGUGCUUUGAUUCCUGAAACUCUCGCUCCAAAGCCAUCUAAGCAAGACAAUGUUUUCCAGCCUGGAUGGACAGACUACCUUGGAGGCUCUGCAACCUUGAUGCCGAUGGGAAGUCCAGUGAAGCUUGUCCCAUACCAAGGUGCAAGUCCACAGCUCCUGGGCAUGCCAGCUGCCUGCAUGCAGGGCUCUGAGACACAGACAGGGCCAAGGUUCUGCCAGGAAGAGGAAGGCAUAGCUGGGGGUGCCCAGUGGUUGAGCUGCACCACAAGCAGAUGUGUUGCUCCAGGUUUGGGUUAUACACGUGAAUUUUCAAGUAUGCCUUUGGAAACAACUUUGUUUGGAGCCUUGCAAGUGGUGGAGCCUUCGUUGCAGCCCACAGGCAUGAGCUGGGAGAGCAGACAGUCUGUCCUGCACCCCACCCUGAGGCUGGAAGAUUUGGGAGACCUCCAGUUUACUAUUAAACCAACACGCACAAUUCACAUGGACUUGGGUGCUGAUUUACAGGCUUCCUCUCCUGGCAGAAGCAUUGGUACCAUUGGGUGCAUUGGUACCACUGUGUCCCAGGGGCUGGGUUUAAGGAAGGACAGAAACCGUGCCCAGCUGAGCACCCCAGCUGAUGGAGCAGCAGGCAGUGGUGCUGUUGGCUUUGCAGGGGGCCUGAUGCCCAGCCUGAGCAGCCCCUAUGAUGUGGUGAGUGAGGACUGCUCACAGCUGCUGCCUGAGAGAGACCAAAGCAGUUUUGGGGCUUUGCCUGUGACUCGGGCCAGGCUGGAAAGAAUGAACCUCCAGCAUAUGGAGUUCAUGGAUAUCUUCCCCCUGGAGAGUUCCAGGGGUGGUGUUGAGAAGAAAGUGGUGCCAUGUCCCACUUUGCCAUGGGACAUUCUCCUGGAGCAUCCUCAUUCAUGUGACCAGAGCCAUCCUGUCCUGCAGGCAGUCCCUGUGCACCCUGGGAGCCCCCCCACAAGCACCCAAGCAUGCAGCUGUCCAUCUGCUGAGGAAACUCCUGCAUCCUCAUGGGACACACAAAGCUGCUGCUACCAGGGUGACGCUGCCUCACAGACUUGGCUGGUGGCAUCCCCUAGGCCAACAGAUCCAGAGCUUGCUUCCACAAGCAGAUUGGAAAUAAUCCCUGCGCCAGUGUUCUCUCUCUCUGACCUCAUUCCUAUGGGCUUUGGCUCUGCCAACAUUGCCCCUAAAGGACUUUUUCCCUCUGGAGAACAGCCCAUGUCCAGGACUGUCCCCUCUCCACUGGCAGCUUUAGGUUUGGAUCCUGUCAGCCUCAGGAGAAGGGCAGGUGUCUCACCAGGAGGACAGGAGAUGGCCUCACCAUUGUCUCCUCACCAUCCAUUGGCAGCCCCCAAAAUGGGUGUAGAUGUGUCCCCUGGCUACCUUGGCCCUUGGGUGAGAGAGGAUGUGCUGGAAGAGGGCAGCCAGCAACGAGAAACCCCAGCUCCUGUGAGCAGUCCCUCUCCAGACUCUGUCCCAAGGCCUCGUGUGGGACCUCCUCGGGCCAAGGACCCCCUGAGUCAUGGGGUGGCACCAGCUCUGCUGCAACCAGGCAUGGCCACCAGUGGCAAAAUGAUUUCUGCCUUGCUGUCUGGGGCAGUCAAAAUGCAGAAAACCAUGGAAAGUCUCCAGGUGGGUGUGGGAGAGCAGAGAAAUUCCUCCUUGUAUGCUGCCCACUCUGAUCCCCCAGCAGUCCAGUGGGAACAAAUAGUUCCAAGAGGCCAGAAACUGCGGGAGGCUGCCAAAGGUCCUGCAUCCAGACGUACGGAGACGCUGGGAGGACAGCCACAGAAGCACACUGAGCUGGGACUGCCCUGGGUGAUGGAGUACUUCCCUGUUAGGAGCUGCCACGUCAUCUUUCAGGAUGGGUUUGGGGUGUUCUACCUCCCACUGUAUGGUGACAUCCAAGCCAACAUCUGGUGCAACUGGACCAUCUGGGCAGGCCCCCAGAAGCACAUUGUCAUCUACGUUCAGGGGUUCCAAAGCAAUGAAGGCUGCGGAAAGAACCAGGACAAGAUCAUUUUCCAAGGUGUCCUCUCACGUGUGGAAACUAAGCUCGUGUAUGCCUGUCACAACCAAGGUACUCUGAUCUUUGCUUCACAAGCUACUGCAGUCCACGUGCUAUUGUUGUCAAGAAGUGGCCCCCUAAGCAGCAAAUACAAACACUUUGAAGGACAGUAUUAUGUAUUUGGAGACUAUGAAGCUGUGAGUGCUUCAGGUGGUGCUGUUGCUCCCCAAGAGCCCCUCCAGGAAACCUCUAAGGGAGAGAGCUGGAGGGCGGGGAUAACACCAGGUUUGCUGCCCAUGCUGAGAGCCUCCCUGAGCCCAUCUACUUCAUCUACUGCAGGCAAGAUCCAGGCUGAGGUGGCAAGCUCAGAGAACAAGGGCCAACAUCCCCCUGAUCUUGUGGAAGAUGCUUGGCUUGGUGCUGACCUGGGUGAGCACAGUCAGCUGCAGAGUGAAACAGAAAUGGAAAGAAGCCUUACGUAUGGUGACACUAAGGGGAGGGAACCCACUAAAGAUGUGUUGGAGGCUCCAUCAGGAGGAGGUGCUGGGCCUGAAGCUGAGCUGCCUGCCUUAGAAGUUGCAGAGGGAGAUGUAGAGCUGGUGCCUGCUCCAGUCAGCACAGCCUCACCCUACUCAGCUGAUGUCCCUGCCUCAGAGGUGAUGUCCCAGGAUGACAAAGGUGUGCCUGCUGGAGAUGUGCUGUUGCCAGGAGAAGGACAUGAAGAUCUCUUUGAUCUGGCUUCAGUUCUGGCAUCUCUGGAGAACCGUACAGCACUGCAGUCCCUGCACCAGCCCGGAGAUGUGCUAUUUGAAGUAAUGACUGAAAUCAAACACGAGGACUGGAUCACUCCUGCUGGCAGUGAGCUCAGAAGGGAUCUCCUAGAAUCUAUAAGAAGCCAUAUCCAGCAGAACCUGAAGCUCUCUGCCAACAGAGUCAGUGAAAUAAAGUUAAAGGAAGCCAAAAGGACAAGCAAUGCUAGCCUGCUGCUCACCUUCUGGCUACACCUCAAGCCAGAGGAGAGAAAUAUGUCCCUGCUGCUGCGCUCCCAGCUGGGAGAGCUGCUCGGUGCUUCAGUGGGAGCGGGGAAGCUGCAACUCGUCUCGCUGCUGGUAGAAGAUGUGAAUGAGUGCAGCUCGGGAGUCAACCUGUGUGGGGAGGAGGCAGAGUGCUUCAAUGGCGUGGGCACCUACCUGUGCCGCUGCAAGAAGGGCUACGAGGAUCAUUCUCCCACCAAGUCUGGCACCCUUUGUGUCCGUACUCCACAGUCAGGGUUGGGCUUCCUGCUCCGCCACGCUGACAUCCUGGUGGGAGCAGCCAUCACAGGCAGCCUGGCGCUGCUGGUGGCUGCUGGAGCCCUGUGCUGGGCAAAAUGGCGGAGACGGCAUCCGGGCAGGGCCCUGGGGCCUGAGGAGCCACCAGAGCAGGCUGCGGAGGAGCCGCCAGUGAUAGAACUGCGGGACCUGGGGGACUGCCUGCGUCUCGACCCCUUCCAGCUGAAACUGAGGGCGAGGCCUCCUGAGUGGCUGUGGGGGGCUCGGGCACACCAUGGCCAGACCUACAGAGUCUUCCUGGAGCAGUCACCCCCACUCUAGGGCGGCCCUCAUUACUUGUGCAGUCAGUGCUGGCUGUGCAGGAUCUCCUUGUGUGUUUUAUGGCCCACUGCUCUCCCCCAGCCUUUCUCGUUUUUGUCACUUACUGUUUUUUAAAUGCUUGCUCCCCUUUGGAAGCAAAUGCUCUCUGUAUUUUCUCCCCCUUACCCUGCUUGAGAUUUGUGCAGACCUGUUAGCAUGUAAUAAUUAAACACUUCUUUCUUUUUUUUUUUUUUUAAAGAAAAUGAAUGUUUCAGUGCUUAAUUUAGGAAAUUAAAGAUUAGCCUUGCACCUGUGCUCAGGUAUGCUGCUUUCCUCUGCCCAUCAUGCAGAGCCUCGUGGGAGCCAGGGCAUGGCUUGCAGCCACGUUGGAGCCCUCAGCCUCUUGCAGCCUGGUUGAGGAACACACCAGGCCUGACUUCGAGGUCCUGGAGAUGCUACUGGCCUUCCUGAGGAAUGGAUACAGCACUUUUAUAAUGCUUACAUGAAUCCUGAUUGCUGAGAUGCCAGCUGCGAAGAGCACCAAGCAUCACCCUAUCCUUCUGGCUGGCAGUACGGUGCAGUUGUAUCCUGGGCUUGUAACUUCCUUAUCUUUCCUUGCCAGGGCUUGUAAAAAGUAAUUUUAAUAACCUUUUUUUUCCUUUUGGGAAGUGUGUAAGUGGCAUGGCGGCAAACAUCCCACUGGAGG